Messenger RNA from Hemicordylus capensis (graceful crag lizard), 4786 nucleotides. RefSeq names its product cytochrome c, somatic. The record is from RefSeq and is a predicted model, not a curated record. Bases 167 to 484 code for a protein of 105 amino acids. Gene Ontology annotation, biological process: mitochondrial electron transport, cytochrome c to oxygen; mitochondrial electron transport, ubiquinol to cytochrome c. The transcript has 3 exons. Lineage: Eukaryota; Metazoa; Chordata; Lepidosauria; Squamata; Cordylidae. Gene Ontology annotation, cellular component: mitochondrial intermembrane space. Gene Ontology annotation, molecular function: heme binding; electron transfer activity.
GAUUGGUCCACCAAGAGGAAUGGGUGGGUGGGGUUUGGUUGCAGAGACACCGGCUACAUAAUCCUGAGUCCUUGGGCUUCCUCGCCGGAACCUUGAUAGUAGGAGUGACGAGCGUGCUGGGUUGCAGCUAUUUCGCAUCCCGUCCUCGAUUUUGCAGGCACUGACAAUGGGAGACGUCGAGAAGGGCAAGAAGAUCUUUGUCCAGAAGUGUGCACAAUGCCACACAGUUGAAAAGGGAGGCAAACACAAGACUGGCCCUAAUCUGCAUGGUCUCUUUGGCCGAAAGACUGGUCAAGCUGCUGGUUUCUCCUACACAGAAGCUAACAAAAGCAAAGGUAUAAUCUGGGGAGAAGAUACACUGAUGGAAUACUUGGAAAACCCAAAGAAGUAUAUACCAGGAACUAAGAUGAUCUUUGCUGGCAUUAAGAAGAAGGGGGAAAGAGCAGACUUAAUAGCAUACCUUAAGGAUUCCACUUCUAAUUAAUGGCUUUCUGCUGCCUUAUUUAUUUCACCAAACAAAUAGAAAUGACUCUCUGUGAUGAGAUUGGGUUUUAAACUUCUAUUUUUACAUACAUGAUAUCUAACACUUCAAAAAUCUUUCUCAUCAGUCAGAGAACUUUGAUCAUGGAUGGUUGUUAAACACCUGUAUUUGUGUGUUAAUGUAUAGAAAUGUGUAAUUGGACUUCAAUGAAUACAGCCAGGAUGACUGUAGUGUUUCCUGAUCAUGUAAUUUAAAAAAAGCCCCCAAUGUAUCCUCUGCUUAUUCUUUAUAAAUGGGUUCACACACACUUUUGAAGCAAGAGCAUGGUGCUUUCCUAGUCUCACUAUUUCCGGCAAGCAUAAAUUGCCUGAGUUUCUGCCCCCCCCCCCCACACACACACACUUUCACAGGUAGAUUCCAGUAGCUUCAGCAGUCAUUAAAAAGUGGCAAUUCAGCUAGAUAAUCUAGUUGAAAGGAGUAAUUUCAUGAGACUUGGACCAUUCAGUGACUGCAAAAGCAAUAGAAUACAAUCUCCAAAGAGCGGUGGGUGUAAUAGAGAGCUAGUACGUGCCCUGCAGAAUGUAUGUGCAUUUGAAAAGCAGUUCCCCCACCCCAUGCUAGAGACUAUUUUGAAGCUCUCCCUGAGUUUCAAAAAUGGUUUGCCAUGUGAAGUUGGGGGUCUGCUGUUGUGGUGGGAGGGAAGAUAGUAAAAAGGCCUCCUAGUUUUCUAAACAUGUGGCUGUGAUACACUGAACACAUGGCAGAAAACUGGAUGUCUUCUCUUCAAAUGCAUUUUCAGGAUCAUGGCCUUAAGUGAGAACAACUAUACAAGGCCCCAAAUCCACUUGUUUACAGAGUUAUAAUACACUCCCACCAAUGUGCAAAGCCUUUUGUUUAUGCACUAAAGAAUAGUCCUUGCCUCGAGGAUCUCACAACUUACGCUUUCUAUAAAGAAAGAAAUGCGAAUAUGAGAGACAAAAGUAAUAAUGGGUUAGUAUGAGCAGAUACUUGGAGUAGUUUAUACAUUAUCUGAGGGAAUGGGUUUUGGGCUCAUGUAGAACUUUGAAUAUGAGCAGAGGUGUGUAUGUGCACAUGUACACUCUCUGUUCACACUCAUGAGAUUCCUGAAACAAGGACCAUGUGAGCAAGACUACUUCUUUGGCAAUGUAAUAUAUCCAGUUCAUACACAUGUUUCUAUGCUCAGCUAGAAAACUUGGGUUGUGCCCACAUCACACCAUGAAGUCAUUCACACAAUCAAAAACUUUUCUACCCAGGUUUGGGAGCUAUGUGUGCUCCUAAUUUUUGUUGUGUGGAAGCAAGGCAGGAGGAAAACCUGGGUAGAAGUGAUUAUGUGGAAGCAAGGUAGGAAGAAAAGCUACCCAGGUUUUCCUCCUAACUUGCUUCCACACAAGCAAAAUUUGGGAGCACAUAGAGCUCCCAAACCUAGGUAGAACACAAGUCUUUGAUUGUGUGAAUGAGCUCCAUGUGUACAAUUUAUAUAUCUAGCUGGGUAUCAACAGCUAGCCAUCCAGAGGCUGAGGAUGCAGAUUGGUGGAUUAAGCAAAAUGUUCAUAAAAUUGGAUUUUGAAAGAGAGAGAUAAUUGCUGACAAGUACUAAUUUGAAACACAUAGCAAGCAAGUAUUAAAUGGAAACAUCUAAUUUGGAGUUUCUAGGUGCAUGUCCUUAAAUCUGUAACCUUUAAGUAGUUAAUAGACUUGUGUAUAUGUAGGUCAAUGCUUAUUGGGGAUAAAGAUGCACAUUGGUUUGAGUGUUAAGAUACUCUUCUAACCCCGUUUUGAAGGGUGGCUCCGUGGGUCUGCUGCCAUGGUGCCACUGGGAUCGGGCUCGAUCAGGGAGGUUGGUUCACACGCGUGUACAGAAGCUGCUCCCUUAGUCCAGUUUUGCACAUAUGUGUGAAUAGCCUCAUAGUAUAGCUACUGAGAGCAGAAUGAGUUUUUAAGGACAACAGACAAAUAUGAAAUAAAGGCAACCAAGACACAUCAUAUAGUUUAAGCCAUGAAAAAGAUGCACAGCUUGUCAAAUGCAUUGUUACAUGGUGGUGGUGUGUGGGGAGAUACAAAGUUGGAAAUAAACUUUUCACUGCCUAUUAGCUAUAGAUACUGAUAUAGAUAUUAGCUAUAGAUAACUAAACCAUUAGGAUGAUUGUGUCUUCCCUGUAUCAUUUCUAUUAUAUAUUUAUCACUAGUCUUGUUUUAAAAAAACCAAAUUCUAAAAAAUCUGAAAAGUUUGUAGAAUUAUUAACAUGCAUGAGACCGUACAAAAAGGUUGCCUAGCUGACAAGAGAAAUAAAGGAUUUCUGAAAUGACAGGUGACCAUGGACUAUAGGAGAAAUGUAGUUUUGAUACGAAGGCGAUCAACUAAUUAUUUUUAAUUGCUUAGUUUAUAAAAACCACUAUUUUAUGGAGAGGCCAUUUUAUUUUUAUUCAUUGAAUAUAGAACACUUCCAGUUACAAUAACAAACCAAAAUGAAAUUGACUUAAAAUAAAGGCCAUCAAUAACAGCCACAGUUAGAAGACAUAGAAGCUGACAUCCAGACGAAUAUGCAUGCUGAAUAAUGUUUUGUAUGAACAAUGGGGAAGGGGCAAAUUUCCCCAAUUCCUCCCUUCUGCAGCCCUGUGCCUCCUGAAAAUAUAUCCCCGAGGGCCCCAUAACCAAAACAUUAUUCAGCAUUCACAUAGUUAAUUGGGAUUUCAGCCAGUGACACUAGUUUUCUGUAUAAGAACUUGUCAACAGGGGAAAAUAUCCUUGUUCCACAUCAUAUGUGGCUCAUGGAGGAGGGAGAUGCCCUAUAAUGAGAAUAUUAAUUUUAAAAGGUGAUUUCCUCUUAAACCUGAAGAUAUACUGUCCACUCAACAGUUUAUUCUGUUGCAUUUGUAGACCAGGUCUUAGAUUAUGAGGGGGAACUUUAUUUAAUGGGUUGGCAUCAUGGAACCCAAUAAAACAGGAAGAAAGUAGAGAGCAAAGAGAUUAGCUGUUGACUCUUAGAGCUCUAGCUAACAAAUCAAAAACUGGGAAUGCAACAAGACAUGUAUGAGGCGAGUCUCCUGAUUGGUGAGACUCGCCAGAGGGGGUUCUGCAGGGAGAGCAGGCUUGGCCCACUCUCCCCGCAGACGAUCCAGGCUGCAGCCCUGGGUGGCCGGAUCGGCCACCCACACGACUGCUGGCUCCGUCACAGAGUUGGCAGGGGCUGUGGGGAUCGGGGGCCAUGCAGGGCAUCCUGGAGAGACCCCCAGGACCAGGAGGCUUGUUUCAGCCUCCCGGCGGCAGUCUCAUGUGUUGUCACAGAGCCGCAUCGUGGCAACACACAGUCAAAACGUUGGGGUUAGCGGAACCCUCACUUCACUAACCUUAUCUAAGGGGAGGGCUAGUUAAGUGGGUUACCCGCUUUGAGGACAUGGGGCUCGCCUGUGAGCCCGGUGGGUCUCACGCUCAAUCGCCUCUAUAUGUACAUUACUAAAUAGGUUCUCCAGUCUACAGUGGGUCUGACUGCCAUCUCUCCUCCCCAACCCUCCGCACCUGUUGCAUUACUCUUCCUAAAUGAAGUGUCUGUCUCCCCUCAGAAUAAUGGAUUUUAUUUCAGAAAAUGAUCAUGGGGGCAGGGCAUGCAGAAUGGAACUGGUUCCCUUUGUCAAGCCCUCCUGUACUGAAUGCUUAGGGCUUUAUUCUCUAAUUUGUAGUAAGAGGUGAUCCAAUAUGGACCACUCUGUGUAAUUGGGGUUGGAUGUGGCAACUGUUAUCUGCACAACAUCCAGGGCUUAAUACGGAGGACAUUCUGUCCAGAAGCCUGAAUUGGGCCACACACAUCUGUACACAUCACAUUGACCUCAGUGAUUCAUCCAUCUUUUUGUGGAGGUCUCAAUUUUAGCAUAAUAGAGCCUCUAAAAUGCAAUAUAAUUUAAUCAAGAGGAUUCUAUGAGAGUUAACAAAGCUGUAUGGUGGUGGGGGGAGGCCUUUUAUUGGUUUUAUUAUGUGAUUAUUAUUAUUAUUAUUAUUUUUUAUUUAUUUAUUUUAUUAAUUAACAAUUGUUAAUUCAAAAUACCUUUAAUAGGUUGAGGAAUUUUCAGUCAAUUGUUUGUGUUUCAUAUAAGCAGAAGGGGGAGCCAAAGUACUGAAAAGAAAAUUUUAGGGACUGCAAACCUUACAAUUGUCCCACUAGAAAAGCAUGUCUUAGAAAAAGUAUGCUUUCCUGAAAAACCUAUGUAGAUUGUGUAAUAAUGGCAGAUGUCUGUUUUGUUAUGCUAUGGCCAACUGUGGCAUAAGUAAAUCUAUAAGAUUAUCACACA